Oncorhynchus tshawytscha (Chinook salmon) is the source of this 2190-nucleotide messenger RNA. RefSeq names its product nucleoporin 35 (gene nup35). Bases 180 to 1109 code for a protein of 309 amino acids. Gene Ontology annotation, molecular function: single-stranded DNA binding; phospholipid binding; structural constituent of nuclear pore. The record is from RefSeq and is a predicted model, not a curated record. The transcript is spliced from 9 exons. Gene Ontology annotation, biological process: regulation of DNA-templated transcription; NLS-bearing protein import into nucleus; nuclear pore organization. Lineage: Eukaryota; Metazoa; Chordata; Actinopteri; Salmoniformes; Salmonidae. Gene Ontology annotation, cellular component: nuclear membrane; nuclear pore central transport channel; nuclear pore nuclear basket.
AACAAUCCACCACGUGUCUGAAUACAGAACCAGAUAGCGUGAAACCCAGCUGCCGAACUAACGCGAGAUUUCAGAUUUCCGACCGUUUGAAAACUUGAGUUGCGUCUUCAACUCUGUUAACUUCUCUGGUGUCUAGCUGUUCACCAGGUUUCGUAUAAUCUGUGGUCUUUAAGUUUAGGAUGGAAUUUCAAGGCACGGAACCAAUGACUCUGGGUUCCCCGACAUCACCCAAGCCCGGCCCGGGUGCCCAGUUUCUCCCCGGGUUUUUGAUGGGGGAUCUGCCAGCGCCUAUCACACCCCAGCCUCGGUCAUUUGGGGUCAUGGAUAUGAGGUCACCACUUCAAACAGGUGGCUCUCCCCCUCAACCUGUGGUUCCUACACCCAAAGACAAGAGUGGGGCCCCUCCAGUCAGGAGUAUCUAUGAUGACCUCUCCUGUCCCGCUGUCGGGAUGUCCCCUAUGAGUGCACAUAAACAGCCAUUCUCAAUGAUGCACACCCCGCUGUCUGGCUAUAUGGCUGUCACACCAGGAACAGCGUCCAGUCUAUUUAGUCCUACUACCAUCGGGCAGCAAGCAAAGUCAACAAUGUCUCCAGCCCAAGUAGACCCUUUCUUCACUCAGGGAGACGCACUGUCUUCUGAAGACCAUCUAGAUGAUACAUGGAUCACUGUAUUUGGGUUUCCUCCUGCCUCUGCGUCUUAUAUUCUGUUGCAGUUCGCCCAGUAUGGAAACAUAACAAAACACACGAUGUCCAACACUGGUAACUGGAUGCACAUUCAAUAUCAGUCUAGACUCCAAGCAAGAAAAGCUCUAAGUAAAGAUGGGAAGAUUUUUGGCGAGGCUAUAAUGAUUGGUGUUAAACCAUGCAUCGAUAAGAAUGUGAUGGAGAGCUCAGACCGAGCCUCUACCUCCUCUGGUUCAGUGUUUACUCCUCCAGUCAGAAAUGGAACCCCCAGCCACCAUGUCUCUACACCUCGCUCCUCUAUGAGGCCCCUCAGUGCAGCCUACAAGGCCUCCAGCAGUGACUACCAGGUGGUGGCAGACGAACAGACCCCAAGGAAAGACGACAGUUUAGUUUCUAAAGCGAUGGAGUACAUGUUUGGCUGGUGAGACGGUCUCCUCCGAUUGGCCCGAGCGCUUUUUAAUAAUAUAAAAACUGGGGGACCCGACAGCAGCCUUCUGUCAUCACCGUGUUGUGGAGGUGUGUCCUAAAUGGUACCCUAAUGGCCCAAUUAACCCUGGUCUAAAGUAGUGCACUACAUAGGGAAUAGGGUGCCCUAGGGCUCUGGUCAAAAGUAGUGCACUACAUAGGGAAUAGGGUACCAUUUGGGGAUCAUCCAGUGUGUCAGUGAUUUGGGGGAACCAAGCCGAUGUGGAUUUCUUCAACCCUGCGACGACUAUGUGGUGAUUUGAGUGGACGGGAUUUUGACUAAACGAACACCGGGUAUUGUAUGUUGACAUUGAAUGAAGUGUUGUUUUUUUUUUGUGCCGACGUCAUGGUGUUGACCUGACGAACACAAACUUACAUAUUUUCUUAUUUGCUACUUGUCCUCUUGAGGAUUUUUUUUAUUUUUUAAAGGCUUUUUCAUAUGAGUUGAUGUCGAAUGAAUCCAACAUAAAUCAAGACAUUAUUGUUAUUUCUCAAAUGUCCCCAUUUCCUACGUUGUGUACAACUGUUGACCAGUACCCAUAAGGGUCUGAAUGGAAUAGGGGGGCCAUUUUGGAUGCCCACAUGGCCUGUCUACAGUAUCUUAACCAAGUGCUGCUUUGACAGGUGGACGUCAAGGUUGCACAUCAGUAUCUUCUCUGUUUGAUGCUGCAGGUUUCUUUUUGAAUGUCAUUUUCCCCCUCUAAAUGGUUCAUUAGUAAACAACGGUAAAUAUAACAGGAUCAGAGUUAAGAAUUGUGAUUUUAUACGAAAUGUCUUUUUUGUGUGAUGUCAAACAUUUAAGUGUUUAAAAAAAAAAAAAAAAAAUUCUCACAAAACUGUCGGUGUACCAAGUGUCUCGUCUUAUAUCCAUUUAAAACUAUUUGUCUGUUUCGGCUGGUCUACUAUUUCGGCUGUCUCUUUUUAGUAUUUCUACGGUCUCCUCUGUCAGCUGUCUCUGUUCUCUACUAUGCCUACUGUUUUUAAUGUCUCUGUCACUUGCUUACUAUUUUUGUCAAAUAAAUGUCACAUAAUUUGAAUACC